AUGCAAGGCGGUAUGUACUUUGGACUGCUUCCUUUCAUCGUACUGUCGCUAAUAAUCACAUGUCCAUCCUAUGCGGCUGCCGACUGCUACGAGAAUUGGAGUCGCUGCACUCCACAAACAAGCGCUUUUACUGGUGUACUCUGGAGAUCCUGCGCUGAUUAUUGUCGACAAUGCAAGGAUCGGGCGCUGGGAAGAUGUGUCCCAGUGGACAACAAAGAGUGCAGCGGAGGAUACCAGUGCCGCUGCCAGGGUGAGAGAAGAAUAGUAAAAUCGAAGAAUCUCCUCGUCCAACUCACUUGCGGACUCGGUCUGUGA
Cylicocyclus nassatus is the source of this 315-nucleotide messenger RNA. The record is from the annotation of a GenBank genome assembly. Lineage: Eukaryota; Metazoa; Nematoda; Chromadorea; Rhabditida; Strongylidae.